AUGGGCAUCAUUGUGCCGCACAUUCACGGUGUCGAGGACGCCCGACGCGUUAUCGACGUUGCAAAGUCCCCACUCGUCGGCCAUCGCUCCAUCAGCGCCGGUUUCCCGCAGUUCGAGUACGCGCCUCUCCCUGCGCACAUCAUCCAAUCGGAGAUGAACGCUACUGGGUCGGUGGUCUUCAUCAUGAUUGAGACCGCUGAUGCGCUUGAGGCUGUGGAAGACAUUGCUGCUCUGCCGGGAUGCGAUGUGUUACUUGUCGCAAAUGACUUGGCCUGCGAGAUUGGAACCUUGCCUGACUGGGAACAAGGAUUUUAUUGGAGCCUUGAGACGCGUCAGUGCGGCAGCAAAGGCUCACGGCAAGAUGAUGGGCAUCGCCGGACUUUACCAUCGUCCAGAUAUUCUGACCCAGGUGAUCAAUGA
Verticillium alfalfae VaMs.102 is the source of this 420-nucleotide messenger RNA. Its product is annotated as HpcH/HpaI aldolase. NCBI's taxonomy places the organism in Eukaryota, Fungi, Ascomycota, Sordariomycetes, Glomerellales, Plectosphaerellaceae. The record is from RefSeq and is a predicted model, not a curated record. The transcript has a single exon. Gene Ontology annotation, cellular component: cytoplasm. Gene Ontology annotation, molecular function: aldehyde-lyase activity. The coding region runs from base 1 to 420 and encodes 139 amino acids.